GGUCCCUCUUGAAACACACUGUACUGCUCUAAACUAAGAGUUUAUAAGACUUUUUGACACAGAAAGUACAAAGCUAAGACAUAAAACUACCCAUCUGACAAGAGCUGAGACACCCACAGACUGCAAGAGACACUGACAGACAUUGUUAGAUGAUAGACAGCCACAAGCAGUGCAUGUGAGUGGGAGACAGCCUGAGAAACCAACAGCAAGAAACAAACCAGUGAACAGCAAAGGACAAAUCCAGAUUUCAAAAGAGACAGAAGUAAAGCAGCCCUUCCGCUGACCUGAGAGAGGAGGGGGGGAGGAGACAGCCUCACCCAGUGAGACAGGCAGAGGCAGCGAGAGCACAAGGCAGAGACACCUGCAACAUGAUCCAGAGACAUCUAAACAGAAUGAGGCAGCUGACCAACCAUGGCCCGGGCAGGUCACAGGAUGUCACCGAUAUGCUUACAGAGGAUCUACUGCAGGCUGACCAACAGGUGGAACCAGUGAAGAAAGUGGCUCAUUUUGUGGGCAAGCGGCUGGCCAGUUGCAUGCAGGGGCCAGCAGGGUCAGACAUGGAGAAAAAGCUGAAAAAACUUGCUCUGAUGUCUCUGUCUUCAGCCAUAGCCGAAACCAUGAAGGAAAUAGACUACGACACAACUCUGAGGAAGAUUUUAGAGAUGGGUUGCUUUGUAGAAGGAUCCUUGGCCCAAGACCUUGCGGAGUUUGAGAUCACAGUAGAGAGAGAUGUGUUGCAGCCGCUGAACAAGCUAAGUGAGGAGGAAUUACCAGCGAUUCUAAAGCACAGAAAGCAGCUGCAGAAAUUAAUCACAGAUUGGAACAGUGCCAAGAGCAGGUUGUCGCAGGCUCAAAAAAACACCUCUGCUGGGCAAGGAGGGGGCAGCGCUGGCAUGCCACCAAAACUGGAAAGUCUCAAGGAGGAAGAAGAAGAACUGAGGAGGAAGUUAGAACAGAGUAAGGAUGAUUACCUGUGUGACCUGUAUCACUUCAAUACCAAAGAGGAGGAGUGUGAGAAAUAUUUUAUCAAACUGCUGGAGCUGCAAGCGGAAUAUCACAAGAAAUCCCUGAGCCGUCUGACCGCAGCCCUAUGGGAGCUCAGAGAUACCCUGAAAGAGAAAGCUCACAUGGAGCAGGUGCCCGCUGAGGUGUACGGAGUGCUACUUGAGACCCACCUGGCACGGUUUAACUGUGAGAUUGCUGUGCCCAUUUCAGCCUGUGUGAGGAUGCUGCUAACGCAUGGGAUGCAGGAGGAGGGUCUCUUCCGAUUGACUGCUGGAGCUUCAAUUCUGAAGAAACUCAAGUCCAGUUUGGGGGCUGGUGCCAGCAGCCUGUCGGGGUUUAUGUCUGAGCCGCACGCCGUAGCAGGUGCCUUAAAGUCAUAUCUCAGGGAACUUCCAGAACCUCUAAUGACUUCAGAACUUUUUGAUGAGUGGAUAAAAGCCGGCAGCAUUAAGGAACCGGAGCGACGUCUGGAGAGUUUCAGAGAAGUCUGCUCUAAAUUGCCCAAGGAGAACUACAACAACCUAAGGUACCUGAUUAAAUUCAUGGCAAAACUUGCUGAGCACCAAGAGAUAAACAAGAUGACGCCCAGCAACAUUGCUAUUGUCUUGGGACCCAACCUGCUGUGGGCUAAAGUUGACGGGGACCCAACCGUGCUAGACAUGGCUUCCGCAUCCCCUAUACUGGUUGUGAGUGUGGUCGAAGGGUUAAUAAACUGUGCAGCAGAUCUUUUUCCAGAAGAUGUAGAUUUUGGGGUUGAAGAGACAAUGCCCACCGCUGCUGUGCCCUUACAGAGUCCUACAGUGCCCUCACCAAGCCCAGAAGUGUCUCCUCAGAGCCCAGCAACAUCCACACAGAAAGAGGUUACCUUGAAAUCUGAAGAGACUGUCUCUCAAGCUUCUGUCUCAAUAGCCAGUACAGAAAGAACUGCUGACAUCCGGACCUCCACUCAAGAACCGGUCCCAGUAAAAACAGCUCCACCAAAACCUCCCCCACCUGUGGAAGAAGCCAUUCAGACUGUCAAUCUAGCAGGCGGAAGCCCCAAAAGUGCAGCCAGAGCAAAGCGACCAGCACCUCAGCGGCCCAGCAUUCCUCCUCCCAUACAACCCCGGGUUCCCCCCAACACAGAGACCAACCCAGAUAACUUUAGCCCAAGACCCACACCCCGCAGGAUCACUGGAGGAAGCCUGAGAGUACCCAACAUACCCCCUCCUCAUCCACCCCAGCCAUCUCAGAGCCCUACUGCAAAAUCUGAUGGGAGCGAUACAGAGUCCACCACUAAAGCACCACCCCCAAAACCUCUGCCCAGGAAUCGGAUUCAAUCUUCUGAUCAAUGAACAGGCAGAUGCCGUCAUCUACUUCAAAGUUGCAAUGGACAAUGCAACCACAAGAUGUCACUGUAACCUUUAUGUGCCAGUUAUUACACAAUGUUAUGUCUCUAGAGACCACCACUGCAUAAAUAACUGUUAAAGGGAUAUGAAAUAAACUUGUUUUUUUGUGAUUCAGA
This is a messenger RNA of Bombina bombina (fire-bellied toad), 2509 nucleotides long. RefSeq names its product SH3 domain binding protein 1 (gene SH3BP1). Gene Ontology annotation, molecular function: GTPase activator activity; protein binding. Gene Ontology annotation, cellular component: cytoplasm; cytosol; intracellular anatomical structure. The record is from RefSeq and is a predicted model, not a curated record. Lineage: Eukaryota; Metazoa; Chordata; Amphibia; Anura; Bombinatoridae. Gene Ontology annotation, biological process: positive regulation of GTPase activity; regulation of actin cytoskeleton organization; signal transduction. The transcript has 18 exons. The coding region runs from base 369 to 2339 and encodes 656 amino acids.